This is a messenger RNA of Entrophospora sp. SA101, 753 nucleotides long. The record is from the annotation of a GenBank genome assembly. Lineage: Eukaryota; Fungi; Glomeromycota; Glomeromycetes; Entrophosporales; Entrophosporaceae.
AUGGGAAAAAUCAAAAGGAUAGUUGAUUUCCAAGAAAAAAAUAUUAAUCAAGCCCUUCCUGGUGAUCCAGUACAAGUAAUUGGUCUGGACUUUCUCGCUGAAGCCGGAGAAAAGUUUUUAACUAUCCCAGACGACAAAUUUGGCAAAAAAAUCAGUAAAUUGUUAAUUGAUUAUCACGGAGAAAAAGGAAGUGCUGAUUUUUCCAGCCAGCCAGUGAAUUGGCUGAAUCCAACCACCGAAGAGCAAAAAAUUAUUAAUUUAUUAGUAAUUGCCGAUACUCAAGCUUCUUUGGAGGCUCUUGCUGAUUUAGUUAAAAACCAAGCCUCUGGCGAACUAUCUUUUCAAAUUGUUGCCAGUUCGGUCGGCAAUAUUCACGACCAAUUAAUUAACUUAGCGAAAAUUACUCGGGAAGAAAAACUUGAAAAAUUAAUCCAGCGAACCAAAGAAAAAAAGCAAGUAGAAAAAAUCUUAGGAACUGCUGAAGUAAAACAAGUAUUUUAUUUUUCCAAGGUCGGUAACAUUGCUGGUUGUCAAGUGGCUGAUGGAAUAAUUGAACGUAAUAAUUUAGUUCAUGUUUCUCGUCAAGGUCAAAGAAUUUUCUCCGGAAAAAUAAAAAGUUUAGAAAGUGAAAAACUCAAAAUUAAUGAAGCAAGAAGAGGUCAAGAAUGCGGAAUAGUAUUAGAAAAUUUUGAUGAUUUUCAAGAAAAAGACCAAAUUAUUAGUUAUCGCUGGGAGGAAGAAGAUGUCGAUUAA